Klebsormidium nitens is the source of this 1855-nucleotide messenger RNA. The record is from the annotation of a GenBank genome assembly. NCBI's taxonomy places the organism in Eukaryota, Viridiplantae, Streptophyta, Klebsormidiophyceae, Klebsormidiales, Klebsormidiaceae.
ACUCACCUCCCUUGGCACUUCGACUCUCUUUGAAGCCUUUCUUUGCUGGGGCGCCUGCAGCUGGCGACUUCAGACUUUCGUUGCUCGCAUUGGAUGGCCCAUUCUAUCUGACUUUAUAUCUUGUGAAUGCUCUCAGCGUUGGUAGACUGGAGGGCAAAAAGUUGAGGAAACAAUGUUAGCCCGGACGUUUGUCUGGAGGGCCCGCUUCCUUGCCAGCUGGCCCCGCGAGCCAGUGCCACUUCCCAAUCCUUCCUUUUCCAGUGCCGCUUACCAAUUCUCUGAUGAAAGGGUUUCUUCUCCAUUGCUACAAGGCUCCUGUCAAAAAAGCACUGAUAAGAAUGGCCCUUCUUCACCACAUGUCUCCUCCCACUUUGACACUGAGAGACAUUCAAUGGCAGCGGCUGCUGCACAAGCAUUGAACGAACAUAGCGGCCAUAGUGGAGUCUAUCGCCAUAUCAUCUUAUCCUCCGUUGCCUCCAGCCUUGCUCCAACACUAGCAUGCUCAGGAGUGGUGCAGUCUCAAAAACCUCUUUUCUCCCACCCACAACUUCCACCAGUCCCAUUUGAGCAAAGUGUUCAGCAGUCAUGGUCUUCAUCUAAGCAAUCAGAAUGUCCAAGUGAACAUCAAGCAAGCUGGUCUUUUGAGCACAUAGGUGGUGCGACAAGACUUUGGGCCAGCGCAUCACAUUGGACCUAUGCGAGCAAUUUACCUCAGUAUAAGCCCCGGAAUCCAUUGCGGCAAGUAACAAGAGAGGGGUUAAGUCUGAGCCAGACUCGGCAAAUUAGCACAGAAAGAGAGGAUAAGCAGAAGCAACCAGUAGAGAGCGCAAGCCUGGCAGACGCACCAGUGGGGCCAACAAAUCAAGAGACGGAAGUAAGUGAAACAGUGGGGGUCAAAGAAGAAGAAGCGGUUUCAAGUAGGCAAGACACGGAGAAAGCGGAGGGCUGGUCGACUUGGACCAAAGAUGAGGCAUUUAACUUGCCCAACGGUAUCUCAAUGGCGCGGCUGAUUUCAGGUCCUGCAAUUGGGGGACUGAUUGUCGCUGGCUACCAUCGCGCGGCGUUGGGGGCGCUUGUGGUUGCAGGCCUCAGUGACUGGUUGGACGGUUAUGUGGCCAAGCACUACAACCAUGCGUCCACUCUUGGGUCGUACUUGGACCCUUUGGCUGACAAGGUGCUGAUGGGGAGCGUGGCUGUUGCGCUGGCCUGGCAAGGGACGUUGCCAGUGUGGCUGGUGAGCCUGGUGGUCGCCCGAGACGGUGCGCUCGUGGGGGCUGCCGCGCUGCACCGUGCAAGGACGCUAGGAUGGAAGUGGAACGGCUGGAGCUCCUACUUCCAACUCGGAGAAGGCGGGGCGCCCAAAGUUCGACCGCUUUUCAUCAGCAAGGCAAACACCGUUUUUCAGCUGGCCCUGGUGGGAUCUGCUCUGACGCACUUGGCUUACGGAGUUCCGGCUCCGGCAGGUGUUUCGGCUCUCUGCUAUCUGGUGGGCACUACGACCAUCCUCUCGUGGAUCGGCUACCUCAUUGUCUAUCUACGAAAUCCGUCAAGGCUCGUUCUUUAACAAGGUAGGGUCGAUUUGACUUGAACGAGUGCCAAACGGAGGAUCAGCUAGCUUGUAAACGAGAUCAAAGGGUUGCCCUGUUUUUGACUUCAGCUCCUAAGAAAUGGGGACGUGUCAGGCAGGCAAUCCAUCUUUGGUGGGUCAGCUUAGGUACUUUGUGCUUCGAGGGCGAGACGUCACAGUUGGGCCGGACUUUUGACCUACAAACUUUAGCGACUCAUUGAUUUGGCUCCCUUCAUUCGUGAAUCCCAACCUGGCCGCCCCUAUUAGGGAAGUUGCGACAGCCCACGC